Molecule: messenger RNA, 4851 nt
Organism: Cyprinus carpio (common carp)
Lineage: Eukaryota; Metazoa; Chordata; Actinopteri; Cypriniformes; Cyprinidae
Product: D-glucuronyl C5-epimerase B
Biological process (GO): heparan sulfate proteoglycan biosynthetic process
Cellular component (GO): Golgi apparatus
Molecular function (GO): heparosan-N-sulfate-glucuronate 5-epimerase activity
Source: RefSeq, a predicted model, not a curated record
CGCUGCAGCGCCGUAGCGGGCUGAGUGUGGUGCUUGACUGCCAGUGGAGCCACCGUCUCUCUCUCAAGCGAAGUGCAAGCUCAGAUAUCAAGGCUGUUUACGUUGCCUUUAAACUUUUGAAGGGUCUGAGGAACAGCGUGCUUGAAUGUCUCAAAGGUAUGACAGACUGUUUCAUGAAACAGAUCUCUAAAUGAACUGGAGCAGAGGAUCGAAACUGUGGCAUAAAGCACAAUGACGGCACAGUCAGACGUUCACUGGUGAUUGGAGCUGGGUAAGCAGUGAUGAUGCGUUGUCUGGCAGCCCGUGUUCACUACAAGACCUUGAUAGUGAUCUGCGCUCUCCUCUCUCUGCUCACAAUCGUUCUGUGGAACAAAUGUACGAGCGAGAAAGAGCUGCGCUUCCUGCCCCGGCACCCCCAGCCCCCUCCCAGCCCAAAAAUAGACAGCCAUCCACAGCAGCCCCAGCCUCCUGAACCUCCACCUGUAGUUGGCGGAGUGCGCUACGAAGAGAUUGACUGCCUGAUCAAUGACGAUGCCACCAUUAAGGGCCGCCGAGAAGGCAGUGAGGUAUACCUGCCAUUCAGCUGGAUGGAGAAGUACUUUGAGGUGUACGGCAAGGUGGUACAGUACGACGGCUACGAUCGAUUUGAGUUUUCGCACAGUUACUCCAAAGUAUAUGCCCAGAGAGAGCCGUACCACCCCAGCGGAGUCUUCAUGUCUUUUGAGGGGUAUAACGUGGAGGUGCGUGACAGAGUCAAGUGCAUCAGUGGAGUGGAAGGAGUACCUUUGUCCACCCAGUGGGGCCCUCAAGGGUAUUUCUAUGCUAUCCAGAUAGCUCAGUAUGGCCUGAGUCAUUACAGUAAGAACCUGACAGAGCGGGCACCACACAUGGAAGUGUAUGACACAGCGGAGGAGAGAGACAGCAGGUCCAGCACGUGGACUGUCCCUAAAGGCUGUUCUCUCACCAGAGUCUAUGACAUGACCAGAGCCACAUCAGUACGACAGUUCAGCGCUCCAGAAAACUCAGAGGGUGUCUCACUUCCUCUUGGCAACACUAAAGAUUUCAUCAUCUCUUUUGACCUGAAGUUUACAUCUAACGGUAGCGUCUCCGUCAUCUUGGAGACCACAGAGAAAGGUCCUCCAUUUGUUAUCCACUACAUCACCACCACCCAGCUCAUUUCUUUCAAGGACCGUGACAUCACCUACGGGAUCGGCUCUCGGACUGCAUGGACCACGGUCACCCGUGACCUUCUCACUGACCUCCGCAAAGGCAUUGGCCUCUCCAACACCAAAGCGGUCAAAGCCACCAAGACCAUGCCACGACGUGUCGUAAAGUUAGUGGUGCACGGCCACGGGAUGAUCGACAAUAUCACAAUCUCCACAACAUCACACAUGGCGGCUUUUUUCGCAGCCAGCGACUGGUUGGUGCGCAACCAGGACGAGCGUGGUGGUUGGCCGAUCAUGGUGACUCGUAAACUCGGGGAGGGUUUCCGUGCGCUGGAGCCAGGUUGGUAUUCGGCCAUGGCACAGGGGCAGGCCAUGUCCACUCUAGUGCGUGCCUAUCUAAUGAAGAAAGAUGACACGUACCUAAAGGCCGCCCUGCGUGCCACCGGACCUUUCAAACUGCCAUCGGAGCAGCACGGCGUCAAAGCAGUGUUCAUGAACAAGUAUGACUGGUAUGAGGAGUACCCCACAAUCCCUAGCUCCUUCGUUCUGAACGGGUUUAUCUAUUCCCUCCUAGGCCUGUAUGACGUGGCACAAACCGCCGGUGAGAAGCUCGGUCGGGACGCAGGUCAGCUGUACAGCAAGGGGAUGGAGUCCUUAAAAGUUAUGCUGCCCCUGUAUGACACGGGGUCGGGCACCAUAUAUGACCUGCGCCACUUUAUACUGGGCACGGCGCCCAAUCUGGCCCGUUGGGACUACCAUACGACGCACAUCAACCAGCUCCAGCUGCUGGGUACUAUUGACAACUCGCCCAUCUUCAGGGACUUCGUCAAGCGCUGGAAAAGCUACCUGAAAGGAGGGAGGGCCAAGCACAACUAAAGCGGAGCACACCUCUGCGAUCAUUUCAGGCCCUCACUUCCUCUUCCCGACUGCCACCAUGAGGGCCACUGUGUCUAGCGAGGAGAAAGAAUGGCUGAACACUUCAGAUUUUUCUGUUUGAGACAGUAAUUGCAGUGCUUCUUGCGUCUGUGCUAAGGUUUUAAUUAGGUACAAAUGCAGCUGCUUGCGGCAUGUGUCUGAAUAAGGAAGAGGGAGGGCUUAGGUAUUUAAAAUUCAAAGCUCCAGAUCUGCAAGUCUGAGUGAGAAACGCGUCUGCUGAGAUUUGCCACAUUUGGGCGGAAAAGCAGCUUUCAGAACCUUCUUCCAAAGUAAAGCUCAGAAGAUAAUUAGUCAUCAAUUGUCGAGAAAUAAGAGAACAAACUUUAGCUGCAAUAGUUAUUUAAGUUUAUAGCCUGUGAGCAGAACAUUACUGCAUAUAAGCUACGGAUAAAAAUGCUGAAAAUGUCCUCAAGUGUAGCAUUACUAUAUGUCACAGAGCACUGAAGGUUUACUCACCUUUUGUUCAACACACUGUCCAGCCUUCGGUCUGCAUUUCAUAAUUCCACAAUCAGAUUUAGCUGUCACUAAUGCGGCUCAGUCCUGUCCAGAAUGCACUUAAAGCUUUAGAGAGGUGGUCGCAGGUCACUUGCUUCAUGUUUACAACAGAUUUCAGGAAACAUAGCUGUAGUUUUUAAGACACCACUGUGCUGGACUAACAAACGCAGAGGCUGCUUUUUGAGAAAUCUGAGGGAGUCUGAAUGGUUGUAUAGCUGGUGUUCAUCCCUGUAAGACGUCAAACCUCAGUUAAAUUGUAGACGGGUCAUGCACUUUACUUGUGUGGCAUGUGUGUGUGGUGAAGAUGCGUUUAUACAGCCAUGUAAUGAAUUAUGACUUCAUUUUUUACAUCAAUCCAGUUUUUUCUCUCACUUUCAUGCCUUAAUGGCAAUUAAUCAUUUUAAGGGAAUUUUACACUUUUGUUUGCUGAUUGCAAGUUUAUUGUAGCUGAACCCAUUUCCUUAAAUUACUCACCAUUUUUUUUAUCAGGUGAUUCUUUUAUAAAAUUUAUUUGUAGACAGCUGUAUUAUUUUUUUUUAGAUAUAUUAUUUUUAUAAGUAACAUCAAUUGCUGUAAUAUGGAGCAAAAGAAUGAAAAUGUUUCUUUCACAUUUAGUUGAAUAAUUUGCAUCUCAACCAAGCAAAAAGAUGCCGUUUCAUGUAUUAAAUAUAUACUAAUGAUCAGUACUUCCUCAUUAAAAUAUUGAAAUGAUUUGCAUGUAAAACUAUAGCAUCUGUUUUUUUUGUUGUUGGUGUUUUGUUUUGUUUUUUAUCCAAAAGCGUCUCCUCACAUCCCCAAAAUCAUUUCAGCAGCCUUCUGACUAGUGCAGCCAAGUGUCUGAGACUACAGAUAGAGUUCAAAAGAGUUUUGGCUGUGUCACUUCUCAGUGUUUCUCAGAGCGGUCAGCUGCUUGACCUCAGCAGUAAAAGCUCCACCUGGCUGAAUCCUGUCGAUCUUAAUCUCAACUAACCACAGCGGCUAAAAUGCCGGGAUUUUAUCCCAUUAUCUGGCAUCCUGCUGUUCUGAACCAUUUCAAACAGAUGUUCACAUUCCAGUGUGGGCUUUUGGCUUCAGAUUUUUUUUUUAGCAAAUAAAUGUCAGAGAAGAAAAAUGUGGCAUUUCUGAAUGUUUGAUCUGAAAGAUUCUGAUUUGUUUGGCAGAGAUAGAGUUUAGAAACUAUGGGUGCUUUAGACCGGAGGCGUAGUUUUUGUGUUGACCUUUUUUGGUUUAAAAAUCAUGUUUUCUCAUGAAAAUCAGGUUGCUUGUAGUCUCACCGACACAGAUCUCACAUAUAAUACUAUGCACAUUUCAUACUUAUUGCUUAAUGAACAGACAGACAUAUAUUUAAAGGAGAAAAGACAUUAGCAUGAGUGAGGCAUAGAGCUACAUUUCAUUUAUACUGUACCAAAGUCUUUAAAGUUUGGGUUAUUUUUUUUUUUAAACUUUAGUUUUUGUAUUGUGCUGUUUGGAAGACCAUGGAGCAUUUGUCUAGUUUUUUUUUUUUUUUUUUUUGAUGAUGAAAGAGGAAAGAUGAUGUGACUAAAGGAACACUUUGAGGUGGUAGUUACAUGCCUCCUCUUUCCGAAGAAAUGCCUUUUGAUACUGCUUUUUUUUUCACCUUCAGUCUAGAUUUGUAUAAAAUGGAGUGGGUAUAGAAGGGAACUGGGAGUAUUAUUAAUCACUGCUAUCAGUGGGGAUGUGUGCAAAUCUUGAUGUAGAGCUAGUGCUCAGUGCUACAUAUUUCAAAAGGGAAAAGAGAGACUUGGAACACUAUGUCUGUUUUUGAAAGCCUUGUUUCAAAGCAGCCUCCUUUUCGAGUUUAGUUUACCAAACGUUGUUUGCAUUUGAGAACUCCUUAGAGUAAGCAAUGUUAAAGCACAACUAUAGUUUCUUUAAUUAAUUUAUUCUCAUCUCUCUCUCUUUUUAAACAAUGUUUCCAGUCUGGACUAUGUGCAAAGCCUUCCUCUGCAAGCUGCUGCAGUUUAGAAACCGUAGAAAAGAGUAGAACAGGUUCUUCUUUUUUUUCUGUUUUAUUUCAUUCUUGGGUUAUAAAUUGACAUGCGAGGUGUAUUUCAUGUGUAUGCAAUAAAUGGUUGAACUGGAUCGCAACAGCUGCACACCCAGAGGUUGUACAGACUUUGCAAAGGAAGCACAAUGUGCGAUCAUUUUUAUGCAGGAAAAAUGUUUAUUAAAGUCUUUGUGCUUUAAAUUGCUUUUUUAAAAUUGUAUAAAUAAAGGCAUUUCGUUUUAUACA